This is a messenger RNA of Coniophora puteana RWD-64-598 SS2, 2472 nucleotides long. RefSeq lists its product as uncharacterized. The coding region runs from base 1 to 2472 and encodes 823 amino acids. Lineage: Eukaryota; Fungi; Basidiomycota; Agaricomycetes; Boletales; Coniophoraceae. The record is from RefSeq and is a predicted model, not a curated record. The transcript has 4 exons.
AUGGCAAAGAAGCAGACGUUCGCCUGGUACCGGUCCGAUGCACCAGAGCUUCAAGAGAUGGACAUUUCCCUGGCCGUUCGCGAGUAUCUUCAGAAUCAGAUUGGACAAAUUCUCAAGGAAACAGAGUCGCUAGAAUGGACACAGUGGAAGCAUCUCGACUACUCUUCCGAACCUCGCGACAGUCCCAAGAAACUUGAGCUCAAGUCCAAGCUCAUGGCGGCCUACCCAGGGCUCCUCACUGGGCCACACGGCGCUCAGAUUGCCAUCGAUGACGACUGGCUACCUGUAUAUGUUCUUUCUGCUACAGUUGCCAGGACGAAGCUUACGAACACUCCUUACAAAUCAGACCUUUGGGUUCGGAACGUUGUCUGGCAACACCAGGUCGCUGAUGUACUUGCGCUCACUUUCCUCAACAAUCACAUCGACGAAGAGGCUGAUAUCUCAACUUUCUUGGAGCCAGAAAAGUCUACAAACCGUGGUAAUCUAUGGGCUACAGGACAUUAUGGAAAGGGGUUUAUCAUCGCUACGCAGUAUCUACACAACCUCGUCCACCAACACAACGCACCUUCUUCUACCAUCAGUGACUUUCCACGAGGAUUGUCAGUCCGGAUAGGUCACUCAGUGGUCGAAGUUAAGGACGAUCUGAGUAGCUGUGUAUGCUGCAAACCCCGCCUGAUCGCUGAGGUUAAUGACUUGACGCCCAUGACUCCUGACGACUUUGCGACCAAGUAUGGUAUAACACCUCACGAUGCAGCUCUUGAGGUCGCUUCCGACUACCGGCACCGUCUUUCAUAUCGUUUAUCAAAACCACAUACCAUACCAAAACCUGAAGACUCGUCGGAAACCGAUCAUUCACUUUCACCUCUGCUCAGCGAGUCGCCUCUGGCACGUAAGGACGAAAUCAGCAUAACUGUCGCUGGCAUCUCUUCCUCCGGCUUGACACAUGGCCAGAUCUUCUGCGGGACGUACUCGCUAACGCGACCGUCUCUGACAUGGAAGGUCCCAAGCACGCUAUUUGAGUUCUUCCGUGCUCCAGGAGACAUUGGAUUGCUAUACAUCCGAGGGCAGAUCAUGCCUCGCAACCUCUCUGGCCUUGGUCGGUUAGGAGUCAACUACAAUGGGACCAUGGAGAUCGCACCGAAUCGUGUGGAGGUCGUGAAGAAUGACAUGGUCUACGAGCGAUACAUCCACCUCCUCAAGGAAUGUAUACAGCGCGCGUUACUUCACAUGCCAGACCUCGGUGUUGAGCUAGCGGCAGAACUGCUGUCCUGUAAUUCCAAGGACUCGUCUAACCAGCAGCUCGACUUAGACCUGUUCACGCCUAUGUCCGAGUCUAAGGCAACCUGCAAAGCCGCCUUUGAAAGUGCCUGGCGUCGACUGCAUCCCGACCUGAAAAAUAACAAAGAAUUCUAUCCUUUCGCAGCAUCCUCGCCUUCCUGCAGAGUCCUGAUCUCCUCCCUCGGUUUCACGCCCGUCGAAGUGACCAAUGAGAUCAUGUCCCGCAUCAUCAUCCCAAGCGGCGCCUACGAGUCAAUCAAACAGCACGCAGAGCAUGUUUUCCUCAAAACGAAAUCCGUCAGCCGCAUGCGCGGGGGUGCGUUGGCGUUCCGCAAGGGCAUCUCAGAGAUGUUCAAGUGGGCCAAGCACGAUGACGUCGCCAUGGUCGAUUACCAGCACGUGUACCCGCGCGUACUGUGGGACGAGCGCACGGGGCAGUUCGUGAUCGGGCUGCCACUGUGCCACGACAGCGGUGGGCGACAAAAUCCAUUAGAAGGAGAACCAGAGUGUGCGUGCUGGGUAGGAGAAGCACUCGUGCUGGCGCGAGAAACGUUCCUGGAGAGGGCGAAGAAGCGUAGAGAAGAGACGGGGAACUUGGAGAUGGGAGAUGUCUUUCGCGCCUACGCUAUUGCGAUGGGCGCAGAAAGCCUCGCCGUGAACAUGAGUGGAAGGUGUCGAGGGUCAAAUAAGCGGAAGGACCAGCAGAGACAAGGACAAGCUUCGAACUCAAAUUCAAACGCGAACGCUAAAAAGAGGCGCUCUGGUCCUCCGCGUUCUGAAAGCGACAUGGAGGAGAGCUCCAGCGAAACCGAAGGACAUGACAGUGGGAAUACCACUGCCGACAGCACCCUAGCCAACAGUACUAGUAUGGUCUCCGAGUCUACAGCUGUUUCGGAGAGCACUUCGAAUAUCCCCAUGCAAAAAGCUGUUGGCACAUCAUCACCCCCUCUCCCAAAAUCGCACCCGUUGGCAGAAUCCAUCCAAUUUAUCAUGACCACUUACGACGCACAAGUCAACCGUAACGAAUUGCAACGCCAAGCAUCUCUACUUGAAAACACUACCAGAGACGGUGUACGAGCGCAGUUGGUAGAAGAGCGUGCCAAGGUCAAGGCCUUGGAAGAACGCAUUUCUGCGAUUGAAGCUGAGCGAGACAGGACUCGCGAGCUGCUAAUUAGCAAAUGGACCACGAAGUGA